This is a messenger RNA of Vitrella brassicaformis, 3787 nucleotides long. Lineage: Eukaryota; Vitrellaceae. The record is from the annotation of a GenBank genome assembly.
AUUACUUUAGUCACACACGGCAUGCACAUGAUCAUGAGUCAGUCACUCGAUCACGCUCAUAUGAUCACGUAGACCAUGCAAUUCACCACAUGCAAUUCAUCGUCAAAAGCCAGGCAGCCCAGCCCACGUGGCACACAAGGCUGGCUGGCUGGCUGCCAGUGGCUCGUUGGCAAUUAAGACACGUGCGACUCACUCACUCACUCCUUUCUGCAGGGAGAUCACAGGCAGCCAUCGAUGUGCCUGUCUGUCGCAUCAACGCAUCAUGGCCAUGAUGUGUGGAUGCGAUAAGCGCGGAUGAAGGGAGACAGACAGACAGACAGAGAAAGAAAUAAAGAAAGAAAGAAAGAACGAGAGAGGCUGUCAUUCCGUAGUAGGUAGCUGACUGCACAGAAGGAGAGGCGAGAUGGUAGACAUUCAAACCUCUGUUGAAAGCCAGGUGCCCUGCCCAUCCGUGGCAGAUCCAUGUACGCGUUAGGAUGUGUCUAGCUAGAUUAAAACCCCCCUCUACACUAUAUAUACGCAAUACGCAGCGCAGCGCCCAUCCCCUGCUGGAUGUACGCUACGCAGCCCACUCACCCCUGCCGUUCACUGUACAACCAAAAAAGCAGAUUGGUUGGCAUGGCGUGGGUGGCUGUCUGACCGACCUGCCCAUCGAGUGACAUGUGCCAUGUGGAUGGGCAUGGUGUGGCCUCAAGAAACGCAGCUGGCUGCAUGACCGACUGACUGACUGACUGACUGCAUGCAUCAUUCAUUCAGGUAUGGCGGGCGAAAAAGUCCUUCAAAUGAGCGUAUGUGUGGGUGGGGGUGGGGGUGGGGGGAAUGCAUACACCUAUUGUAUAUGGUCGGCUGUGUGCUAUCUGGCGACGAUGUCCAUGAGCCACAGGUCCAUUGCCUCCACACCUGCUCGAAUCUGCUCCUGCUGCCAGAUGCGAGCAGUCUGAUAAACACACAAACGAUACAACAAGACAGGCAGGCAGAGGGGGUCGCACAGCUGUCUGUCUGUCCAUGUGUUUGGCGAGUCACACACUCACCUUGAAUGGAAAUUGGUAGCCAUACGCCCCCCACUGCACACGACACAACCAGCAGCAAGACCCGGGUGCACGUGAACGUUCGCCACAAGGCUGUGCUGUCUGUGCGUACCUGGUAGUGGUCCCCAUCGUCAAUGUAUACCUCGGUGAGAUGGCCGUCCGGCACGCGCGUCCUCAUCGACUGCUCGAUGCGCGCAUGACACCUCUCCUGCACAAUACACACACAAACACGCAUACAUGAGCAAGACAUAGAGACGAGCCGACACCCCCCCUCCCUUGUGUAGUGGGUGGUGUGGCUGUUGCCCCUCACCGGAUCAUCAGGCUCAUCAUACCGAGAAAAAUCUGAAAUUCAAGCACGACAAGCCGUUAAUGCAUGACAUGGAUCCCCAUCCAUCCACCCACCCACCCACCACGUGUGCCGACAAGUUCCAUGAAUUCCAUCUGUGCGGCGCCGGUGUCGCCGCGGGCCGCCAUCAGUGUGAAGUUGCUGAACCCAAACACACCCGCCAUGAUGAUGCCGCCACGCACAUACGGCGGCUGGCUUCUGACGGUGUUGCGGGCCGUGUUGGCUUCGCAAAAGUCACCGACACCCACACCACCGGCCGAAUGGCUGCACACGAGCAGACAAUGAAUGGGUGAGGGGAUGGAUGAUGCACGUCUGACCUACCCAAUGGCGAACCAAUCAUCAACACUGCAGACAGACAAGAGACAAGAAGGGUAAUACAUACAUACGAUCACCAUCUCAUCUCCUGACUGAGUGACUGUCCUUACAUGUGUCCCAGCUGUUCCAGCACCCUGUUGCCCGUCUCGACGGCAUUGAGCGGACUCAGUAGGAUGGGCGCAUACGGACACACCAUGAAGUAGCCCUUACGCGCAAGCUGCCUGCAGACCACAACACAGCACAACACAGCACAAGAGAACACCACACCACACGCCAUGAAUGGAUGCAGACAGAAAGGGGACGCCUUUGUGUCUGACCUUAGCAGUAUGGCAUAUGCUUCAGGUGGCACGUGUCGCCCCACAAACAUGAUCAUGCCAGCCUUGUAGGGCGUGGCCCCCUCGUAGACCCACCACAGGUUCUCCUCGUCGAAGCGCGCACUCACAGUGUCAUUCUGAGUGAGCGUCGAGUUCUCGUCCAGCCACUCCAGACCCUCCGCCGUCACCUCCUUGUAAUACAGACUGCACACCCACCCCGACCACACACACACAUACAAAGGUGCGGACCUGCCUGCAGGCACAGAUUUCCUUACGUACCCGAAGACGGUCGCUGAGAGGCCGGCGCGCCAUUCCUUCGGUUCGGGGCAGUAGAGGAUGCAAGAGGGCCGGGGCGGCUCUGUCUCUUUGUCGUACUCGGGGUCGCUCCUGAGGACCUCCUUGGGCAGCUGGUGGGGGAACCCGUCGUACCUCGACGGCUCCUCUACAAGGAACAUGUCGUCCACGCCGCCCGUCUCCACUGCCAGGAUGUUGUGGUAAAAGGACGUCGUGUAGUUGCCCAGGAUCAGCACAUCCACCAGCGGAUCGCGCGUCUUGAGUCGCGAGUUGGGCGCGUACUCAUCCGUGUGGUUCUUGCUCGUGUCGCACGGGUACUCGUGCCAGCUGAAGUCGUCAUGCGUCACAUUCGGGAGAGUCGCGACCAGCGCUUCAAUGGGCAGUUUGUCAAGGUGUGCUGCGAUGACAUCGGGUGGGAAGACCACGUCACUCUCUCCGCCGAGCAGCUGGACCAGCAUGUUCUUGUCCUUGAGGUUGGCCGUCGCGUCAGGGAUGCCACCCACGAUCGAUAUGGCCUUGACGCGGGGGUAGAAGGUCUCGGCAAAGACCGAGGCCGCCUUGGCGCCUUCGCCAAACCCAAUCAAACCCCAUUUCUCAAGCUCGAAUUUGCCCAGCAGCUGCAGGACCAGUGAGGUGCAUGCCUGGCAUGGCCUCAACUGCUCGACGUCGAAGUCCUCGGUGGCCAUGCAGGGGGUGCACGGCGGCAGCACCACUAUCACGGGAUGAUCCAGGAGCCCUCCCCGUAUCUCCACGCCGCGAGCAGUCAGCCGAUGGGCCAGCGGCGCGUACGCACGGGCAUCAUAUCCAAUGUCGGGGAAGAUGACCACUCCUGCGCGAAUGACGUUGGGGAAGCCCUCCGGUAUGAUGCCUUCGAAGAUGUAGGCGCCGAGGUCCUGCGUCACCUCCACGGUCUCACUGGAGUUGAGGAAGAGCUCCACUGCCUCGAUGGGUCGGCACUUUGGCAUCGUGGCGACCUCCGGCAGCUGUCUGUCGGGUGCCUGCCGUGGGACUCGCAGUGCGGUGUCUUGUGAGGCAGCUUUGGCCUCGUGGCCCUGGCCCUGGUGCAGGGUCACCAUCAUGAAGAACAGUAGCGGCCGCAGCGAAUGGCGCAUAGGAUACCCCUCCCAGGCCUCCCUCCCUCCUCGCCUGGCGUCAACACCUGCAAGACACACGAGGGGUCACUCUGCAGAAAGAGAGUCAUGUGCUGACCUUGGCGCUUCCUGCCGCCGCCGCCUCCAUUUGAACCGUCGUGUGUCUUCCAGCUCCCAAUGAAAGGACAUAUGGAUGACGCCAGCUCCCGUUGAAAGGACAGAGAACGUUGCCUGGGGUUUUCCCCACUGUGUCAACAGCAACGGGUUCCCCCUUGCAGCGCUUUCGUCGUCGUGGCCAAAGACGUUUCUUUAUUUCUGUCACCAACGGCAAGAAAGCUCCGAUUUUUUCACCUCUGCUGAUCCCUCGAGUGACAACUUCAAGUGGCGGGGCUGUGAGCA